AUGGCGUUUACUAAUUACAGCAGUCUGAAUCGAGCACAGCUGACUUUUGAAUACCUCCAUACCAAUUCAACCACCCACGAAUUCCUGUUUGGGGCCCUCGCUGAGCUCCUGGACAAUGCCAGAGAUGCAGAGGCCACCAGAAUCGAUAUUUAUGCAGAGUACCGAGAGAACCUCCAGGGAGGCUUCAUGCUCUGCUUUCUGGAUGAUGGCACCGGAAUGGAUCCCAGUGACGCCGCCAGUGUGAUACAGUUUGGGAAAUCGGCCAAGCGGACCCCCGAAUCCACACAGAUUGGACAGUACGGCAACGGCUUGAAAUCGGGGUCCAUGCGUAUCGGGAAGGAUUUCAUUCUCUUCACCAAGAAGGACGACACCAUGACCUGCCUCUUCUUGUCUCGGACAUUUCACGAGGAGGAAGGCAUCGACGAAGUCAUCGUCCCUCUGCCCACUUGGAAUGCCCGUACUCGCCUGCCCAUUACAGAAAACAUGGACAAGUUCUCCACUGAGAUCGAGCUCAUCUAUAAGUAUUCGCCCUUCAAAUCAGAGCAGCAAGUGAUGGACCAAUUUAAGAAGAUCUCUGGGAAGAUGGGAACCCUGGUUAUCAUCUUUAAUCUCAAACUCACAGACAACGGCGAACCGGAGCUGGACAUCGUCUCAGACCCCUGGGACAUCCAGAUGGCCGAGACGUCCCCCGAGGGCACGAAGCCGGAGCACCGCUCUUUCCGAGCCUACGCGGCCGUCCUUUACAUCGACCCUAGAAUGAGGAUAUUCAUCCACGGCCACAAGGUGCAGACCAAGCGACUCUCCUGCUGCCUAUAUAAGCCCAGGAUGUACAAGUACACCUCCAACCGCUUCAAGACCAGGGCCGAACAGGAGGUGAAGAAAGCGGAGCACGUGGCCCGCAUAGCAGAAGACAAGGCUCGAGAGGCAGAGAACAAAGCCCGAGUGUUAGAACUGAGACUGGGAGGAGACCUCACCAGGGAAUCCAGGGUAGCCUUAAGGCAAGUUCAGGGCACAGCUAUUAACUUGCGCAGGGAAGCUGGCAUCAAGAAGUGCAUCAGAGAAGCCAAACAGCGUGCCUUAAAGGAACCCAAGGAACUGAACUUCGUCUUUGGAGUGAACAUCGAACAGCGGCACCUGGACGGCAUGUUUAUAUACAAUUGUAGUCGCCUGAUUAAGAUGUAUGAGAAGGUGGGUCCUCAGCUAGAGGGCGGCAUGGCCUGCGGCGGGGUAGUCGGGGUGGUGGACGUGCCCUAUCUGGUCCUGGAGCCCACCCAUAACAAGCAAGACUUUGCUGAUGCCAAGGAGUACCGUCAUCUGCUGAAAGCCAUGGGCGAUCACUUGACCCAGUACUGGAAGGACGUGGCCAUCGCCCAGAGGGGAAUCAUUAAGUUCUGGGAUGAGUUUGGCUAUCUCUCCGCCAACUGGAGCCAGCCCCCGUCCAAGGAGCUUCGUUAUAAGCGCAGGAGGGCUAUGGAGAUUCCCACCACUAUCCAGUGUGACUUGUGUCUGAAGUGGCGGACGCUGCCCUUCCAGCUGAGCUCUGUGGAGAGGGACUACCCAGAUACGUGGGUGUGCACGAUGAACCCCGAUGCCGAGCAAGACAGCUGCAAUGUGUCUGAGCAGAAGCAAAAGGUGCCCCUCGGGACUCUGAAGAAGGACUUAAAGACCCAAGAGGAGAAACAGAAACAGCUGACGGAGAAGAUCCGGCAAAAGCAGGAGAGACUGGAGGCUCUGCAAAAAUCCAUCCCUAUCAGAUCCCAAGCUGACCUGAAGAAGCUGCCCCUGGAAGUGAGCUGCAGGCCGACGGUGAAGGAGUCCCACGCCGUUCGUAGAAUCUCGCGCCCCAGGUCCCCCCCGCUGCCAGCCGAGAUUAAAAACUCUCCAAGCCGACCCCCACCACUCAAAAAUCCAAGGUCAGCCUUUCAGGCCAGAAGGGGCUCUCUCGCCAUAGCGCCGAGACUAGCUCACUCACCCGCCCAGGAGGAAGCCGGCAUAUCAAGGAUGUCCUCGUCCGCUCUGGCUCCCCGGAAGCCCAGCAGCACCGCGGUCAAUCCGGCUCCCAGAAUGCUCUCGGUGAUUGUCAGUGCCCAGAAGAGAAGCUUCCCCGAGACCGAGGAGGAGGCUGAAGAAGAUGGAGACCGGAGGAAGGGGAAGUUCAAGCGGAGCAAGGGCCUUGUAGUGAAGGAUGAGAAGAAAGACUCCAGUGAAGAAGACCUGGCAGUGCUGAAGAAAGCCCAGAAGGACAAAGGGCGGCACGUGGAGGUUCGAGUGAAUGGAGAGUGGUGUACUGGCCGGGUGACCGCCGUGGACAUGAGCAAACACGGCCUCCGCUGGAAGGUGAAAUUUGAUUACGUACCCACGGACACCACGCCGAGGGACCGCUGGGUGGAGAAGAGGAGUGAGGACGUGAGGCUGAUGAAGCCCCCCUCCCCGGAGUCUCAGAGCCCCGACACGCAGCAGCAGGAGGAUGAAGAUGUGACCAUCACUGUGGAGCCCUCCACCUCCGAUUGUAUCCGCACCGAACCGGACACCACCGCCCCGAAUAGCAGCCAGGAGUCGGUGGAGCUGCUGGUCCAGACCCUGCGGAAUUGUCUCCGGUAUUUCCUGCCUCCCAACUUCCCCAUCUCCAAGAAGGAGCUGAAUUCUAUGAGCCCAGAGGAGCUGAUGACCUUCCCUUUGAAGGAGUACUUCAAACAGUACGAGAUGGGUCUGCAGAACCUGUGCAACUCCUAUCAGUCCCGGGCCAAAGCCUCUGAGGAGAACCUCCGUGCCUCUGAAAGGAAGCUUCGAGAGACCGAGGAAAAGCUGCAGAAUCUGAGGACGAAUAUUGUGGCCCUGCUCCAAAAAAUGCAAGAGGUGAGCAGGGACUCAUCUCGGGAGCACGGGUCGGGCUCCGGGUUCGAGUCUUGCCCAGAGCAUCCUCUGAGAGAUCUGACUUAG
Messenger RNA from Gracilinanus agilis (Agile Gracile Mouse Opossum), 2940 nucleotides. Its product is annotated as ATPase MORC2-like. The record is from RefSeq and is a predicted model, not a curated record. Gene Ontology annotation, molecular function: zinc ion binding. The transcript has a single exon. Bases 1 to 2940 code for a protein of 979 amino acids. Gene Ontology annotation, cellular component: nucleus. Lineage: Eukaryota; Metazoa; Chordata; Mammalia; Didelphimorphia; Didelphidae.